This is a messenger RNA of Diversispora eburnea, 2007 nucleotides long. NCBI's taxonomy places the organism in Eukaryota, Fungi, Glomeromycota, Glomeromycetes, Diversisporales, Diversisporaceae. The record is from the annotation of a GenBank genome assembly.
AUGGGAGAAAAGAACAAAAAAAUUAAAGAGAAAACUGGUUUUGGUAGUGGAAAAAGGUUAUCAAGAAAAGCAAGAGAAACUUUGAAACAGUAUGGAACUUUAAAUCCAUUUGAAGAAGAAGAAGUUAGUUCGAAUUCGGACGAAGAAAAAAAAUCAUAUCGCAAAAUAACUGAAUCACAAUUGGAUAAGGAAAGACAACAAGAAUCUAAAUUCGAUAAUGAUGAUAACAAUUCGGAUGAUUUCAUUUUUGAUGAUGAUGAUAUAAGAAAAAGGCCAGCUUCUUCUUACAAAAAACUUAUUGAAUUAUUACAAAAAAAUUCAAAGAAUUUGAAUGAUCGAGAAUUUUUUAAACGACGAAAAUUAGAAGAGGAAGGAAAGGAAUAUAUAGAAAUAUUUAAAAAUGAAACUAAAGAUGAUUUAGAAAAUACUAACCCAAGUAAUUCGAAUGAUUUAAAGAAGGGUAAUCAAGAUAAAGAUGAGAAAGAUGAAUUCGAAAUUCAUUUUGGAGAUGAUCAACCUAAUGACAUUAAUAUAAAAAUAGAAAAUGUAGAUGAAAAGAAAUGGAAAAUUUCCAAUACAGAAGACUCAAUUUUAAAAUUAGUAACAAAAUAUUCUCUAGAUGAAGAAGAAGACGACAAGAAACACGAAGAAAAUGGACCAAAUUUUAUAUCUUUUAAGCUUAAAAAAAAGUUACUUAAUACUUGGGAAAAACUAAAUGGAAAUAAAAAGGAAAUGUUUUCUGAAUUACAAGGUCAUCUUUUCCGUAAAUUUAAUAAAUAUCAAGAUGUUUUGUAUUCAAAUCGAUCUUAUGAAAAUUCACAAGAAAUAAGACAGAUUUAUGUUUUACACGCUUUGAAUCAUAUAUUUAAAACACGACAGACUGUUCUAAAAAAUAAUGCGAAAAUUACCUACGCACAUUCGACUAAUAAAGAAAUCGAUGAAUUUCGAGAUCAAGGUUUCACUCGACCAAAAGUUUUAAUUUUAUUACCUUUCCGAAAUUCCGCUUUAAAUGAAAAUCGCAAACGAUUCUUUGAUUCAUAUAGUAUUGAAGCUGAUCAAGAAAGAAUUGAUCCUAAAAAACCUGCUGAUUUUUUAGAAACUUUUAAGGGAAAUAAUGAUGAUAUGUUUAGGGUUGGUAUAAAGUUUACUCGAAAAUCGAUAAAAUUUUAUUCCGAAUUUUAUAAUGCGGACAUUAUUAUAGCUUCCCCAUUAGGGUUACGAAUGAUAAUUGGGGCGGAGGAAGACAAAAAGCGUGAUUUUGAUUUUCUUUCUUCGAUUGAAUUACUAAUAAUUGAUCAAUGUGAUUCACUUCUCAUGCAAAAUUGGGAUCACGUUAAGCAUAUUUUUGAUCAUUUGAAUUUGAUUCCAAAAACUUCCCAUGGUUGUGAUUUCUCUCGCGUCAAAAAUUGGUAUCUCGAUGGAAGGUCAAAAUAUUUUCGACAGACUAUUAUUAUUUCAGAAUAUUUGACCCCAGAAAUAAAUGCACUUUUUAAUAAGCAAAUGUUAAACAUUGCAGGGAAAUUAAAAAUCAAAAGACAUUAUGAAGGAACUAUUUUAGAAGUGAUACCACAAAUAAAACAAAUUUUUAUUCGAAUUGAUAGUCCUUCAAUAUCUGAAGAUGAUGAUAUUCGAUUUAAAUAUUUUACUGAACAAAAAUCAUAUCCAGAAUUAUCUCAUACAAUGAUAUUUAUUCCAUCAUACUUUGAUUUUGUUAGACUUCGAAACUAUUUUGAAGAUAAAGAUUAUUCUUUUGCUAGUAUCUGCGAAAGAUACAAUAUACGUGGAAUACGUCAUAUUGUAUUUUAUUCAUUACCGGAUCACCCACAUUUUUAUUCUGAAAUUAAUGACUUUUUAAUAUUAACUAAGAAUGAAGUAGAAGAUGAAUCUAAAUUAUCAUGUCAUGUUUUAUUUUCUAAAUUUGAUUUACUGCGGUUAGAAAGAAUAGUGGGAACCAGUAGAGUGAAUAAAAUGCUUCAGGGUAAUAAAAAUAUUUUUAUGUUCUCAUAA